This is a messenger RNA of Fukomys damarensis (Damara mole-rat), 951 nucleotides long. Its product is annotated as olfactory receptor 56A3. The coding region runs from base 1 to 951 and encodes 316 amino acids. Gene Ontology annotation, biological process: G protein-coupled receptor signaling pathway. Gene Ontology annotation, molecular function: olfactory receptor activity; G protein-coupled receptor activity. Gene Ontology annotation, cellular component: membrane. The record is from RefSeq and is a predicted model, not a curated record. NCBI's taxonomy places the organism in Eukaryota, Metazoa, Chordata, Mammalia, Rodentia, Bathyergidae. The transcript has a single exon.
AUGACAGUACAUCAAAAUGACACCAGCUCCACUGGGCUUUCAGGCUUCCUCCUGAAUUGUUUUGUCAGGGUCCCUAACUGGCAACUCUGGCUGUCCCUGCCCUUCAGCUUCCUCUUCCUCCUGGCCAUGGGGGCCAAUGCUGUUCUUCUGGUCACCAUCAGGAUGGAGGCUGCUCUGCACGAGCCCAUGUACUACCUGCUCAGCCUCCUCUCCCUGCUAGACAUUGUGCUCUGCCUCACCGUCAUCCCCAAGGUCCUGGCCAUCUUCUGGUUUGACAGCAAAUCUAUCAGCUUCUCUGCCUGCUUCCUUCAGAUGUUCAUCAUGAAUAGCUUCUUAGCCAUGGAGUCCUGCACCUUCAUGGUCAUGGCCUUUGAUCGCUAUGUGGCCAUCUGCCACCCGCUGAGAUAUCCAUCCAUCAUCAACGACCAAUUUGUAAUCAAGGCUGCCAUUUUCGUUUUGGCCAGAAAUGUCUUUUUGCCUAUGCCCAUCCCUAUCCUCUCGGCGCGACUUCAUUACUGCGGGGAAAAUGUCAUUGAGAACUUCAUCUGUGCCAAUAUGUCUGUCUCCAGGCUCUCUUGUGAUGACGUCACUGUUAAUCGCCUUUACCAGUUUGCUGGAGGCUGGACUCUGCUGGGCUCGGACCUCAUCCUCAUCUUCCUCUCUUACACCCUCAUCCUGAGAGCUGUGCUGAGACUCAAGACAGAGGGCGCUGUGGCCAAAGCCCUAAGUACAUGCGGCUCCCACUUCCUCCUUAUUCUCUUCUUCAGCACCAUCCUCCUGGUCUUUGUCCUCACACAUGUGGCUAGGAGAAAAGUCUCCCCCGAUGUGCCAGUCUUGCUCAAUGUCCUCCACCAUGUCAUCCCCGCGGCCCUGAACCCCAUAGUUUAUGGGGUGAGAACCCAGGAGAUCAAGCAAGGGAUCCAGAGGUUGCUGAAGAAAGGGAGAUCCUAA